GGAACAGGAGAUGGCCGUGGACCCAGUCUCCAGUAGGACUGCAGGGAACAUAUCGUCACAACUCCAUGUUGCAGCCAGGGCUUGUGUCCUCAGCUCUGCCUCUCGGAUGUGAUGGCCACCGUAGACCUUUCGUGGCGUCUGCCCCUCUACAUCCUCCUCUUGCUCCUGGCUACAACUUGGGUGUCUGCAGCAGUGAACGACUGUUCCCAUCUUAAGUGCUUCUACAACUCAAGAGCCAAUGUCUCCUGCAUGUGGAGCCCUGAAGAGGCCCUGAACGUCACAUCCUGUCACAUCCAUGCCAAGUCGGACAUGCGACACUGGAAUAAAACCUGUGAGCUAACCCCUGUGAGGCAGGCAUCCUGGGCCUGCAACCUGAUUCUCGGGCCCCUCCCAGAUUCCCAGUCACUGACCUCCGUAGACCUCCUCAGCCUAAGUGUGGUGUGCUGGGAAGAGAAGGGGUGGCGUAGGGUGAAGACCUGCAACUUCCAUCCCUUUGACAACCUUCGCCUGAUUGCCCCUCAUUCCCUACAAGUCCUGCACAUUGAAACCCGGAGAUGUAACAUAAGCUGGGAGGUGUCCCAGGUCUCUCACUACGUUAAUCCAUACUUGGAAUUUGAGGCCCGUAGACGUCUUCUGGACCGUAGCUGGGAGGAUGCAUCCGUAUUCAGCCUCAAGCAGAGGCAGCAGUGGAUCUUCUUGGAGACGCUGACCCCUGACACCUCAUAUGAGCUCCAGGUGAGGGUCAUAGCUCAACGAGGCAAAACCAGGACCUGGAGCCCCUGGAGCCAGCCCGUGGCCUUUCGGACAAGGCCAGCAGAUCCUAAGGAGAUCUUCCCCCUGCCAUGGCUCAGAUGCCUUCUACUGGUCCUCGGCUGCUUCUUUGGCUUCUUGUCCUGCGUCUGCGUUUUGGUCAAGUGCCGCUACCUUGGGCCAUGGCUGAAGACACUUCUCAAGUGCCACAUCCCAGAUCCGUCUGAGUUCUUCUCCCAACUGAGCUCCCAGCAUGGGGGAGACCUUCAGAAAUGGCUCUCCUCGCCUGUCCCCCAAUCCUUCUUCAGCCCCACUGGCUCUGCACCUGAGAUCUCCCCACUGGAAGUGCUUGACAGAGAUUCCAAGACCAUGCAGAUGCUCCUGUUUCAGAAGGAGAAGGCCUCUUCACCCUCGCCCAGUGGCCACUCACAGGCCAGCUGCUUCACCAACCAAGGUUACUUCUUCUUCCAUUUGUCCAAUGCCUUGGAGAUCGAGUCCUGCCAGGUGUACUUCACCUAUGACCCCUGCAUGGAGGAGGAUGUGGAGGAAGAUGGGCCAAGGCUGCCCGAGGAAUCUCCCCUCCCACCUCUGCUGCCUUUCACUGGAGAACAGGAUGACUACUGUGCCUUCCCGCCCAGGGAUGACCUGCUGCUCUUCUCCCCAAGCCUGAGCACCCCCAACACUGCCUAUGGGAACAGCAUAACCCCGGAAGAAAGGCCUCCCCUCUCCCUGCAGGAGGGGCUGCCCUCCCUAACAUCCCCUGACCUGAUGGGCUUACAGCACCCUCUGGAGCUGGUGCUGGGAGAUGACGGAGAAGGGAUGUCUACCAAUAGCUCUGGGCAACAGGCCAGUGUCCCGGAAGGCAGCUCUCAUGGGCACGACCAGGACAGAGGCCAGGGCCCUGUCCUGACUCUAAACACUGAUGCCUAUCUGUCUCUUCAAGAACUACAGGCCCAAGAUUCAGCCCACCUAAUAUAGGACGGGUGACCAGGACUGGGAUCUAGCUACCUGAGGUCAGGUCAGGCUUGAGGGAGAUUGCUUAAGGAGUCUCUUGAGGACAGUCCACUAUUAAGGGAUGUCUCUGGUUAUCCCCACCCGCAAACUUAGUCAUCCACUUCUGACCUCCACUUGAUGCUUCCUGGUCUAACCAGGGUUUGGGGUGGGGAGCAGUGGUCAGUUCCACCGCUCUAUUUAGUCAUGAGGUCUAUAGCUUCCUGUACCUGCCUCACUCUCUCGUGCUGACCUUCACAGGGCAGCCAGAACUUGCUUCCCAAAUACAAAUGCAACCUUGCUCUCUUCUAUUCCUGAGCUUGCUGUGGCUCCCUACCACUCUCUGCCCCAUUUCUGGUCCCAACUCUUGCCCCGUCAGCACUGCUGUGGGUCAGCUGUCCUCAGGAUGUGAUCUGGCUGUACACUGUCUUAAUCAGGGCGGCUUUGACAAGCCAAACGAAGAGAUCCUGAUAAGACUGGGUGCAACCUGUUGACGGUUGAGGGUCCCUCAUAGAAGGAGGGGAUGGGAAGGAUCAUAAAUCCACCACCUGAGAUCUUAGCCACUUUCCUGCACCCACCCCCAACUAUGUGUAACUCUGCCCCUGGUGCAUGCAUUAUUUUAUGUGUUCUUGGAAGAUGCUGGUAUAUGUAGAGGGGAUGAAUUGAAGUGAGGGUUCCAUCUAUGUUGCUUUGGGGACCUUGUCGUCUACUCUGGGGCGGGGUUUUCUGUGAAGCAGCUUCUUUGGGAUUUAUUCGCCUGUCAGUAAGCCUGACAGACUCAGAGGUUCACCAAGCUGGACUUGAGUGUACUUGUGCCUUUGAUGUCGUAUCUGGGAGAAGUACUUACUUGUUAAUGUAUCCUCAAAGCCAAGAAAAGCUUACAGGACAA
This is a messenger RNA of Rattus norvegicus (Norway rat), 2629 nucleotides long. RefSeq names its product interleukin 2 receptor subunit beta (gene Il2rb). Gene Ontology annotation, molecular function: cytokine receptor activity. Lineage: Eukaryota; Metazoa; Chordata; Mammalia; Rodentia; Muridae. Gene Ontology annotation, cellular component: cell surface; plasma membrane; membrane. The transcript is spliced from 10 exons. Bases 112 to 1728 code for a protein of 538 amino acids. The record is from RefSeq and is marked validated.